Messenger RNA from Tupaia belangeri chinensis (Chinese tree shrew), 587 nucleotides. It is a transcript of the gene PFN3, whose product is annotated as profilin 3. The coding region runs from base 75 to 587 and encodes 170 amino acids. Gene Ontology annotation, biological process: positive regulation of actin filament bundle assembly; regulation of actin filament polymerization; actin cytoskeleton organization. Lineage: Eukaryota; Metazoa; Chordata; Mammalia; Scandentia; Tupaiidae. Gene Ontology annotation, cellular component: cytoplasm. The transcript is spliced from 2 exons. The record is from RefSeq and is a predicted model, not a curated record. Gene Ontology annotation, molecular function: actin binding.
CCACGUCACAGACCGGCCCCAUCCGCCAUAGUGCCACGGGCGUUGGCGGCAGCGAAGGGGUGACUCCCAGCGGGAUGGGCGACUGGAAGGGCUACAUCAGCGCUGUGCUGCGGGACCAGCGCAUCGACGACGUGGCCAUCGUAGGCCACUCGGACAAUCGCUGCGUGUGGGCGUCGCGGCCCGGAGGCCUGCUGGCCGCCAUCUCGCCGCAGGAGGUUGGCGUGCUCACCGGGCCAGACCGGAACACCUUCCUGCAGACCGGCCUGAGCGUGGGGCUGGACGGGCGCGCAGUCUGCGUGGGCCACGACUACCUGCUGGCGGAGGGGGACGGCGUGCUGGACGCGCGCACCAAGGGGCUGGACGGGCGCGCAGUCUGCGUGGGCCACUCGCCACGCGCGCUCCUGGUGCUCAUGGGCCGCCGCGGCCUGCCUGUGGGCGGCGCGGCGGGAAUAAACGUGGCGUGUGCGGGAGUGCAAAUGCGGAACCGGUGGUGGCAAGGGACUUGCGGAAGGGCGGUCUGGUUGGGCGGGGUCGCGGUGUACCCCCACCCUCCGUCCCUGGAUGCCUUGCAGGGGCCUCUGGCCUGA